UGUUUAAAAACUUCAUGCGCAGCUAAUCAUAUACUACACUAUACAUCAGCUGCUUGAUGAAUCAUUUGUUAGUUGUUAUUGUUAAUUUAUUAAUAUCCUUCCGUUUUACAUGUGUAAUGUGUUCAAGAGCUUAUGGGUCAUUUCUAUGCAUAAAUUAGGUGGCCUUGAACGUAAAUGUAGUAAAAUUACAUCAUGGCAACAAAACAGUAAUGAAACAUCAACAAAUCAUUAACAGGAAAUAAUUCUUCAUUAAUUAGCUAUCAAUAAACCGAAUCGAAAUGAGUGAAUCUAACCAACAACCGGCAGAAGAAAAUGCAAACGUAAAAAUAGAAGCAAUUGUCCCAGAUGAUACAAAAAAAACCAUUCGCAAGAAAGUAUGGGAAUAUAUGGAGAACAACAAUAUAGCAAUAUUUCCAAGGCCAGUUUAUUUCAGAAUACCAAAUUUUAAAGGACGUGAAGAAGCAGCAAAGAAAUUAUUGGAAUUAGAAAUUUUUCAAAACAGUAAAUUUAUUGAAGUUAAUCCUGAUAAGCCACAAGAACCAGCUAGAAUCUUAGUACUAGAACAAGGAAAAGCUCUCUAUGUGCCUGUGCCUAGACUUAAAGAAGGUCUUCUUAAGCAUAUUACUGUGCCAGAAAAUGCUUCCAAACCUCAAAUACGAAGUGCAGUCAGUCGUAGGGGAUUAGAUGAAAAAGGAAAAUUAAUAAAUAUUGAUGACAAAAUAAACCUAGAUUUACUGGUUGUGGGAAGUGUGGCAGUAUCAAAAUUAGGCCAGAGAAUUGGGAAGGGCAGAGGCUAUGCAGACUUAGAAUAUGCAAUAUUGAAAGAAAUGAAAGCUGUUGAUGACUCAACAGUUAUUGUGACUUUAGUUCAUGACUGUCAGGUGUUUGAAGAAAUCCCAAGUAAUCUGUUUCAACCGUUUGAUGUCCCUGUUGAUUAUAUAAUUACUCCAACUCAAAUAAUUGAAGUUAAGACCAGCCUUUCACGUCCUCCAGGCAUCAUUUGGAACCUCUUGUCUAAAAGAAGACUGAAUGUAAUGCCUGUGUUAAAAUUAUUAAAAGAAAAAGUUGAAAAGGAAGGGGUGGAUACAACAUUGAAGGAGGUCGAUACAGAUGUUGAAGAAUUUAAAGAUUUACCAAAUAGUUACUUCAGAAGGCGAAGAUCGAGAUUAAGGCCUAAAAGACGAUCUGUUUCUCAAGCAGAUGGGGAGAAUAAGGAGAACGAAAGGAAAAGUCGUCCACAAAAGCAUCGGUUUUUUAAAAGGACCAAAGUGUUUCGAAGCAAUGAUAGACAGGAGAGACAGAUUAACGGCGAAGUGAAACAUGAAAACGAACAGCAGUCGCACAGUAAUAACAAUAAUAAAAACUUUAGAGUUAAACAUUUUCGAAAUAAACCUAAACCACCUAUCGAUUUCUCUCUGAUGGUAACUAAUAUAGAAAAGACUGUUCGCAUACGGGAACUAAAAAAUGCUCUCAUGGAGUCUGGGAUCAAGCCUAAUGACAUUACAUGGCGCGGUGGCAAAGGAUUUUGCUAUCUUCAUUAUGCAAAAAUGAAUGGAAAGAAAAAUGACUCAAUUGAACCUCGUCAAAUUGAUAAUGUCAUUGAAACAUUAAAAAAUCUAAAAAUAAAGCCUGACUGUGACUCUCAGUUGGAAGUUACAAUUAUGGAUCGUAUAUCUAGAAUUGAAACAACUGAUGUCACUGCAGUUUGAAUUGAUGUCUCUUAACUCAAAUCAACUUCUGUAAAUACUUGAAUCGUAGUUAAUAACAAUAGUUACUCGUUUAUUUUUGUACUUUCUAUUGAUAUAUGUAUUUUCUCAUAUAAUAUU
Molecule: messenger RNA, 1826 nt
Organism: Agrilus planipennis (emerald ash borer)
Lineage: Eukaryota; Metazoa; Arthropoda; Insecta; Coleoptera; Buprestidae
Product: methenyltetrahydrofolate synthase domain-containing protein
Exons: 7
Coding region: 279-1709 (476 amino acids)
Cellular component (GO): cytoplasm
Source: RefSeq, a predicted model, not a curated record